Cynoglossus semilaevis (tongue sole) is the source of this 2858-nucleotide messenger RNA. It is a transcript of the gene vps41, whose product is annotated as VPS41 subunit of HOPS complex. NCBI's taxonomy places the organism in Eukaryota, Metazoa, Chordata, Actinopteri, Pleuronectiformes, Cynoglossidae. The record is from RefSeq and is a predicted model, not a curated record. Gene Ontology annotation, molecular function: protein binding. The transcript is spliced from 27 exons. Gene Ontology annotation, biological process: protein targeting to vacuole; vesicle-mediated transport; macroautophagy. Gene Ontology annotation, cellular component: late endosome; HOPS complex. Bases 1 to 2580 code for a protein of 859 amino acids.
AUGGCUGAAAUAAGAGUAUUAUUUCUUCUCGUCCAGGAUGGAAAACACAGUGAAGAAUUCACAGAUGAAUCUGAGGAGGAGGACAGCCAGGAGGAGCCCAAGCUGAAGUACGAGAGGCUCUCCAACGGGGUCACCGAAAUCCUGCAGAAGGAUGCAGCCAGCUGUAUGACCGUCCAUGACAAGUUUCUUGCACUAGGUACUCAUUUUGGAAAGGUCUUCCUGCUGGACAUCCAAGGAAAUGUGACUCAGAAGUUUGAGAUUAGUUCAGUGAAGAUCAACCAGAUCAGUCUGGACGAGAGUGGCGAGCACGUGGGCAUCUGCUCCGAGGACGGCAAGGUCCAGGUCUUCGGCCUCUACACAAGAGAGGGUUUCCACGAGAACUUCGACUAUCCCAUCAAAGUGGUAGCGUUACACCCUCAGUUCACCAGGUCAAACUACAAGCAGUUUGUUACCGGGGGCAAUAAGCUCCUUCUCUAUGAAAAAAACUGGCCGAACCGCUGGAAAAUGUCAGUCCUUCACGAAGGCGAGGGAUCCAUCACCAACAUCAAGUGGAGAGCCAAUCUCAUCGCCUGGUCCAACAACCUGUGUGUGAAAAUCUACGACUUCAGCACCAAACAACGCAUCACCAGCGUGCUGAGAGACAACGUGAGUCUGAGGCCGGACAUGUACCCCUGCAGCCUGUGCUGGAAGGACAACACCACGCUGAUCGUGGGCUGGGGCACCUCCAUUAAGAUUUGUACCGUGAAGGAAAGAAACCCCACAGAAAUGAGAGACCUGCCCAGUCGCUACGUGGAAAUAGAGUCUAACUUCCAGACGGAGUUCUUCAUCAGCGGCCUGGCACCGCUGGCAGAUCAGCUGGUCACUCUGUUCUUUGUCAAGGAGAACUCUGAUCACAUGGAUGAGGAGUUCCGCGCCCGCCCUCGCCUGGACAUCAUCCAGCCUCUCCCCGAGGGCUCUGAGGAAAUCUCCUCCGACGCUCUGACCGUGCGCAACUUUCAGGACAACGAGUGCCGAGACUAUCGGCUGGAGCAUUCCGAGGGAGAGUCACUCUUCUACAUCAUCAGUCCCAAAGACAUCGUGGUGGCCAAGGAGCGCAGCCAGGACGACCAUAUCGAUUGGCUGCUGGAGAAGAAGAAAUAUGAGGAGGCGCUGAUGGCUGCGGAGAUCAGCUUCAAAAACAUAAAGAGACACGACGUUCAGAAAAUCGGCAUGUCCUACAUCAAUCACCUGGUGGAGAACGGAGAGUACGACAGCGCCGCCAGGAAGUGUCAGAAGGUGCUGGGGAAGAACAUGGAACUCUGGGAAAAUGAGGUCUACAGGUUCAAAACCAUCGGACAGUUGAAGGCCAUCAGUCAGUAUUUACCCAGAGGAGAUCUGCGUCUGAGACCGGCCAUCUACGAGAUGAUCCUGCACGAGUUCCUGGGAACUGAUUACGAGGGUUUUGCCACGCUGAUCCGAGAAUGGCCCGGAGAACUGUACAACAACAUGGCCAUCGUCCAGGCUGUGACGGAUCACCUGAAGAGAGACCCCAACAACAGCAUCCUGCUCACCACACUGGCUGAGCUGUACACGUAUGACCAGCGUUACGACCGAGCCUUGGAGAUCUACCUGAGGCUUCGGCACAAGGACGUUUACCAGCUGAUCCACAAACACAACCUGUUCUCCUCCAUCGAAGACAAGAUUGUCCUUCUCAUGGAUUUUGACAAAGAGAAAGCCGUUGACAUGCUCCUUGACAAUGAAGACAAGAUAUCAAUAGACAGAGUGGUUGAGGAGCUAGCCCACCGGCCGGAGCUCCUACAUGUGUAUCUUCACAAGUUAUUCAAGAGGGACCACCACAGAGGACAGAAGUACCACGAGCGGCAGAUCGGACUGUACGCCGAGUACGACCGACCCAAUCUCCUACCGUUCCUCAGAGACAGCACGCACUGUCCACUGGAAAAGGCUCUAGAGAUCUGUCAGGAGAGGAACUUUGUUGAGGAGACCGUCUUCCUGCUCAGCAGGAUGGGGAACUGCAGACGGGCCCUGCAGAUGAUCAUGGAGGAACUGGAGGACGUGGACAAAGCCAUAGAGUUUGCUAAAGAGCAGGACGAUGCAGAGCUGUGGGAGGAUCUCAUCUCCUACUCCAUCGACAAACCACCCUUCAUCACUGGUCUCCUCAAUAACAUCGGCACUCACGUCGACCCCAUUCUGCUCAUCCAUCGCAUCAAGGAGGGCAUGGAGAUUCCAAACCUGAGAAAUUCACUGGUGAAAAUCCUCCAAGACUACAACCUACAGAUCAUGCUGAGAGAAGGAUGUAAGAAGAUCCUGGUGGCCGACUCUCUGUCCCUGCUGCAGAAGAUGCACCGAACACAGAUGAGAGGAGUCAGGGUGGACGAGGAGAACAUUUGUGAAUCCUGCCAUGCUACAAUUCUGCCCUCAGACAUGGCCAAAGCCUUCAGUGUGGUGAUGUUCCAGUGCAGACACAUGUUUCACAAAGAAUGUUUACCAUCCUCAGGGGCAAUUCCUGGAGUCCAGUUUUGUAACAUCUGCAGUGCGAAGAGACGGGGACCAGGAAGUGGAAUACUUGAGAUGAAAAAGUAAUGAGGAUUUAUGCACUUGGAAUGCUGUUACCGGCAUUUGAAUCAUGUCCCUCUGUCGUUUUGUUCCAGCUACGUUUUGUGUAUCGAUCAAUAAAUAUCACUUUUCCUCAGUCACUGGAUGUUACUCUUACAAAAAACACAAAGCGUUCAGAUCAGAUUUUCUCUGUAUAUUUAAGCCUGACAACUGUUAAAAGCACUGAACUAGUUCUACUUGCAAAUAAUGUAAUUCGGUGAAGAAUAGAUUGUGAAUAUCAAAGAAAUAAAAACAUAUAAAAACGG